GGACGGUAUUGCAGUGGGGCAGGAUUAUCUGAUCUGGCCCAGACAUCGCUGUGUAACGCAGGCUAUGUUUGCCUGGGAGGAAACUCUGCUCCCUGCCCUUCUGAUGGGAUUCAUGGAUACAGAUGUCCCAGCGGCUUCUACUGUCCUACGGGCACUGGGGUCGAACUGCCCUGUGAGCCUGGCACAUUCAGCCCUGUGCCUGGGGCAAGUGUCUGCCUCCCUUGCCCAGCUGGUAUGGCCUGCAGCAGUGCUGCCACUGUCGAGCCACUCGGCUGCCCCAGAGGUUACUAUUGUCCAGUUCGGACGGCUGUCCCCCUGCCGUGCCCUGAGGGGACACUGAACGCCUUGGAGGGGGCAUUUGCCCCCACUGCCUGCAGGCUGUGCCCAGUGGGGAGGUACUGCAGAGGAGAUGCUAACUGGGAACCUGAUGGUCUGUGUUCAGCUGGGUACUACUGUGAAGGAGGAGCCACUGAUGCUAUUCCACAUGGGACACCUGCGUUCCCGCUCAGUGGCCCCUGCCCACUUGGGCACUAUUGUCCAGAGGGUACUCAUUUCCCAAUUGCCUGCCCAGUGGGGACCCUGAACAAUGCCACAGACUUCAUAGAGUUCAUUGGAUCAAUACUUGCUCUGCUUCUGCACCAAAUCGUUAGUAGUACAUUGUAUAUAAAUUCUGACUGUCCUCUCUGCUCCAGGCGUGGACGGCUGGAGGGGAAGUGUGCUGCUGGAUACUUCUGCCUUGCUGGGAGCUCUCAGUCUACUCCACAGGGCCACAGCUUUUCCUGGCGCGUCCUGUCUGGGUGCCGCUGGGGUCAGGUGUGUGCAGGGCUGUGUCCUGCAGGUUUCUACUGCCUGGAGGGAUCUGAGGUACCUAUACCGUGUCCUGCCAAUACUAUUAGAGAUGUUCCAGGGGCUGCAAAGAGAGAAGACUGCCUGCCCUGUCCACCAGGCCACUGGUGCAAAGCAGGGGAUUCAGAGGCCUACCUGUGUCCAUCAGGACACUAUUGCUUCAGAGGCAAUGGCAGCGACCACAGCAGUCUCUUGGCACCUCAGAAAUGCCCUCCGCAAACUUACCGCAAGCACCCAGGAGCUCAGAGCCUGACGGAUUGCCAACCAUGUCCUCCAGGCUAUCACUGCCCUUUAUCAGGUCUGACCACGUUUGAGGAUUAUCCGUGCCCCCCUGGAUACUGGUGCCCUGGGAAAGGGGAUGCUUUCCUUUGUCCAGCUGGCACUUCCAGGAUCCAGCCUGGUGCAAAAUCAUUGGAAGAGUGUGAUCCCUGCUCACCUGGAUACUAUUGCCCGGAUCCAGCACAGACAGGGCUGCCUAACACCCAAGGAGUACCUUGUAAACCUGGCUAUGAAUGCCCAGCAGGUUCAGUAAAUCCUAAGCCUUGCAGGCCUGGCCUAUACUGUGGUGCUCACACAGCUGCGCCUUCUGUGUGCCCUGCUGGGUAUUACUGUCCCGAAGGAUCAUCGACAUACAAUAGCCCUGAGCAGCUGUGUGUGUUUCCCUACUACUGUCCCCCAGGCAGUGCUCAUCCACUGCCUUGUGAAGGAGGGUACAUGGCCCUCAGCUUGCCUGGUCUAAGGGAUUCAUUUGAGAAAUUCUGCAGAAUCUGCGAUGGAGGCACCUAUCGUAGUGACUCUCUCAUCACGGCACCCUGUCAGCCCUGCCCAGCAGGCUUCAUCUGCCCGCAAGGCAGUGAGGGUUACCACAAGAAGCCAUGCCCCAGUGGCUAUUACUGCCCUCCCCUGGCAUCUGCCCCUCUGCCCUGUCCCCCGGGGACCUAUGGGAGCAGCAACUUUGCAAAGCGUAUAGAGGAUUGCCAGGCCUGUCCUGCCAACACCUUCAAUCACCUUCCUGCUCAGGCUGCCUGUUUCCCCUGUGGCAGCUCUUCUUCCUCUCAGCCUGGUGCUGCCAGCUGUACCUGCCAUGGGUUGAACCGGGCUUUCCAGCAGUCGGAUGCCUCCUGUAUUUGCCAGGCAGGUUACAUUUACUAUGAUGAGCGAGGCAAGAAAGACCCUGACAGCAACAGCAAUCAGGACUGCCGACCUCAGGUGGAUGAGCUCUGCGCUCCUGGAGAGGUCCGUCUAGCAUCUACGCGCCAGUGUGUUUUUCCUGAGCAAUAUGACUGCUCUCCUUCUUGUGGGCCUGCAGGUGGAGAGAUUAAUGCAGAGCUGGGCAUAUGUCACUGCAAGCAGUAUGUCUCUUCGGAGGAACUCUGUGACCAACUGUGUUUGCAGAGAGCCCCACGGAUCUCCUUGGGAUUUGGUAUCAAUAGAGAGCUGCUUCUGAGGAUAAACGAAGGAGAAGCGAGGGAAGUGGCAAAUGUUCUGGGCCCAGAUGAACAUGUGCAGAAAAGUCAGCGAGUGCAUUUGGUUCUGUUUAGUCCCAGUGGAGUGCUAGGUUUCAUUGUCUCCAGCACAGAUGUACUGGAUGCAUUUCUCACGGGUUUGCCCAUGUUUUCCUGGAGUCUGGGACAUAUGUUUUCAGGGAUAGGACCAUUCAGGAACACUUCCUGAUUGUGACUGUGAAUGAAGCAAAUGUGGGCUGUGACCGCAGAGAUGUAUCCUUCCAGCCCUCUUCUCUGUUCCAGCUGGCCAGACAUGGCGUUUUGAAGCAACGGGAUCUGAACUUGGCUCCUAACUGGGCUGCUAUCACAGUGGUCCUUUUUGUUCUGGGCUUCCUGAUCGUGGUGCUGACAACCCUGGCUGUAGUGCUC
Messenger RNA from Haliaeetus leucocephalus (bald eagle), 2720 nucleotides. RefSeq names its product multiple epidermal growth factor-like domains protein 6. NCBI's taxonomy places the organism in Eukaryota, Metazoa, Chordata, Aves, Accipitriformes, Accipitridae. The transcript is spliced from 17 exons. The record is from RefSeq and is a predicted model, not a curated record. The coding region runs from base 235 to 2520 and encodes 761 amino acids.